Messenger RNA from Pterocles gutturalis (yellow-throated sandgrouse), 408 nucleotides. It is a transcript of the gene RPAIN, whose product is annotated as RPA interacting protein. The record is from RefSeq and is a predicted model, not a curated record. Bases 1 to 408 code for a protein of 135 amino acids. Gene Ontology annotation, cellular component: PML body; nucleus. The transcript is spliced from 5 exons. Lineage: Eukaryota; Metazoa; Chordata; Aves; Pterocliformes; Pteroclidae. Gene Ontology annotation, biological process: protein import into nucleus.
AUGCCAGAGGACCCUGAUGAGCUGGUGGUUCUGGAGGAGAUCCAACAAGAACUGAUCUUACAAGAACAGUUGGUUAUAGAAGAGUACGAGCGAAGUCUGCAGUUUGAUGAAGAAUGUCUCAAUGCGAUGCUUGAUGGCUUGGAUGCCAGCGACAAGGUCGUCUGCCCAGUGUGCAGAAAGAAUAACCUGACUGUGAGGAAUCACUUGGUUUUCUGCCAGUGCGGAUUACACAUCAGCACGCAGGGUAUGACGGAGGAGAAGCUUCGGUCACUUCUAGAAAACACUCUCACAGAGCACAGCUACAGGUGCUUUCACAACCCGGAGUUCACAGUUACCAGCGGGAUGGAGGAGGAAGCCAGUCUUCUCAUGAGCUGCCCGGUCUGCGACUCGUGGACGAUUCUCCUGUAA